This is a messenger RNA of Lipotes vexillifer (Yangtze River dolphin), 872 nucleotides long. RefSeq names its product midkine (gene MDK). NCBI's taxonomy places the organism in Eukaryota, Metazoa, Chordata, Mammalia, Artiodactyla, Lipotidae. Bases 100 to 531 code for a protein of 143 amino acids. Gene Ontology annotation, molecular function: growth factor activity. The record is from RefSeq and is a predicted model, not a curated record. The transcript is spliced from 5 exons.
ACCGGCUCAGACCGGUUCUGGAGACAAAAGGGGCCGCGGCGGCCGGAGCGGGACGGGCCCGGCGCGGGAGGGAGCGAAGCAGCGCGGGCAGCGAGCGAGAUGCAGCGCCGAGGCUUUCUCCUCCUCGCCCUCCUCGCCCUGCUGGCGCUCACCUCCGCGGUGGCCAAAAAGAAAGACAAAGUGAAGAAGGGAGGCCCGGGGAGCGAGUGCGCGGAGUGGAUCUGGGGGCCCUGCACCCCCAGCAGCAAGGACUGCGGCGUGGGUUUCCGCGAGGGCACCUGCGGGGCCCAGACGCAACGCAUCCGGUGCCGGGUGCCCUGUAACUGGAAGAAGGAGUUUGGAGCCGACUGCAAGUACAAGUUUGAGAGCUGGGGGGCAUGUGAUGGGGGCACAGGCACCAAAGCCCGCCAAGGCACCCUGAAGAAGGCGCGGUACAAUGCCCAGUGCCAGGAGACCAUCCGUGUGACCAAGCCCUGCACCCCCAAGACCAAAGCCAAGGCCAAAGCCAAGAAAGGGAAGGGAAAGGACUAGCGGCCAGGCCUGGAUGCCAAGGAGCCCCUGGCUUUACUCGGAGGCCUGGCCCACGCCCUCCCUCUACCGGCCCAGGAUAUAACCCACCAGUGCCUUUUGCCUACUCGUUAGCUUUAUCAAUCAUGCUCUGCUUCUUCCCUUUCACUUGCCCACACCCACCCCAAGUGCCCAAAGUGGGGAGGGACAAGGGAUUCUAGGCAGCUUGAGCCUCGCCCAAAGGGAUCUGAGUCCCCUGUACCCACUUUUCUUCUUCCCCCAAUGAUGCCAUUACUAAGAAAUAAAUAAAUGUCUUUUUUUUUUCCCCCCAAUAAAAGCUUUCUUUUAAUAUAUAAAAGCCCCUU